UGUACAUGUGGAGCGGGCAGCCGGCGCUUUAAGCGUCCGGACCUCUGGGGACGAUGGCGGGGCUUCUGUCGCUGAUGCUCGGCGGGCUUCUGGAGCUCAGCAUGAGCGUCUUAGCGAACGGAGAAGGUUAUCCCAUCUUCACUGAUGAAAUUCCUUUUAAAAUCACUUGGCCUGGGGCCGAUUUUAAAAUGCCCACUUCCGGUGCACUGUACAAGGAAGACAACUUUGUCAUCAUGACCACGCUGGAGAAGGAGAAAUACAAGUGCCUUCUGCCUUCACUCACAGCGGGGGACGAGGAUGAUGUGAAGGAAUACCGCGGCCCCAGUCCAGCUGACCUGCUGGAGCCUUUGUUUAAGCGAAACAGCUGCUCGUACAGAAUUGAAUCCUACUGGACUUAUGAAGUAUGUCAUGGGAAGCAUGUAAGACAGUAUCAUGAAGAGAAGGAGACGGGUCAGAAAAUAAGUGUUCAGGAGUACUUCCUGGGGAAUUUAGCUGAGAAGAAACAAAGUACAGAAGCAGCUAAACCUGAAGAGCCAGAACCUGCUGAAUCGGCAGCGCCUGAAACAGAAGUGCCAUCUAAGAACAUAGAAGGUCAACUGACUCCAUACUACUCCCUGGAGAUGGGUUACGGAACACCUUGCGUGUUGAAGGAGAACCAGCCGCGCGCCACCUCUGUGCUAUACGUGUGUCACCCGGAGGCCAAGCAUGAGAUCCUGUCAAUCGCAGAGGUCACCACUUGCGAAUACGAGGUGGUGGUGCUGACCCCCUUGCUCUGCGCGCACCCAAAAUACAGGUUCAAGUCGUCCCCGGUUAACGCCAUCUUCUGCCAAGCGUUGGCUGGUUCGCCACUGCGGCCUCAGCGGCUCGCCCAGCUGGAUAAGGAGCGAGAGGAGCAGCUCAAGCCUCCUUUCAUGGCCACCACAGAGCCCACAGAGGAGGAGACUUCACCAGUGAAAGAAGAGGCCUUCACUUCCACUCACAAACCGAUCGCUGUUGGCGGACAAGCUCAGGUGGCCGUGGGCACCACUCACAUCUCACGUCUGACAGACAAUCAGCUCAUCAAGGAGUUCCUCAGUGGCUCUUACUGUUUACACGGGGGGGUUGGAUGGUGGAAGUACGAGUUUUGUUAUGGAAAGCACGUCCAUCAGUACCAUGAGGAAAAGGAGCAAGGCAAGAACAUUGUAGUUGUCGGGAACUGGAAUGCAGACGAACACAUGGAGUGGGCAAAGAAGAACGUGGCUCGAUCCUACCAGCUCAAAGACAGUGGACUGCAGAAAGUCAAGUUGGUCUCUCACUUCUAUGGCCAUGGGGACCUGUGCGAUAUGACAGGGAAGCCCAGACAAGUCAUUGUGAAAUUAAAAUGCAAAGAGUCCGAGUCUCCUCAUGCGGUCACCGUCUACAUGCUGGAACCUCAAACCUGCCAGUAUAUCCUUGGGGUUGAGUCUUCAGUCAUAUGCAGGAUUCUUGACUCGGCAGACGAACAAGGACUCCUGUCCCUCUCCAGCUGAACUCCAAAGGUCAUGUGAGGACAAAAAGAGAAUCCUGUGUGGUAGGUCUCAAAAAAAAAAAAAAAAAAAAAAAAAAAAAGACAGAUGCCUGUGAUGCUGCACAUGAUGAUGGUUAACAAAGGUUCAAACUGUGGUGGUCCUGUUAACUGGGCUGGACUGGAUGUCGAGGAAACAGAAAGACUCUCCCAGCUUCCUGAAACUGUGCAAUGGUUCACGCCGCGUCGUAGCUGAAGUAAAUCACUAACAGAGAUUUAUUUUAUAUUUAGGCUUUAAAAUAUGUUGAUUUCUAAUGAGCAGGAUGAUUAUCAAAUUCACAGUAUUUACUGUGGGUUUCUUUGUGUGCUGGGCCGCCCCUCCCUAAACGCUGGUCAUGCGGUGUGUUUUGGCCCUACGAUUAGUGGUGGGCUUCAUUUUAUGUCAAGAAGCAAAUGUAAAAUGUCAACUUAUGAAGUACAGAGCGCAAACAUGUUCCGUCACUGAUUAGAUCACAAUGAUAUAAUUCCCCCUGAGGCGGGGGCAGUUAGUGCUCAUCUCAAAUAUACGAUGGGACUGGGACCGAAUCCCGGUCAAAGUAGAGUUAAGAAGAAUUUAAAAUGUAUGUUUUAAAGGGGAACUGCAUUUUUUUUUUAAAUUGUGCCUAUCGUUCACAAUGGAUGUUUUUUUUUGUUUUUUUUAAGUAAAUGCGAUCAAAAGUUCGCUUGUAGCGGAGCCAAUGGGAGCUCUACUGUUGCGCCCAUAAAAUCCAAUAAAUAACCAAAAAGCUUCCACAAAACCAGAAUAUUAACCAUGUGUUUGUGAUAUUAGUAUAAGCGCUAACAGAGACUAUUUAUAGCAACACCAUGAUCACUACUGUGUGUCCCUAUGUUUACGUCAUCGAGUGAUCUGCUGCUUCCUUGCUCCUUGAAUGUUUAUUGUAGAUCAUAAAUCAUGCAUCUCACCUGGACAGAAGAAGUCUGAGUAGGUAUUUGGACAAGUUGGUAAACUUUAACAGCCAUUUAGGACCCGAAAAUGGCCGGAAUGACACAAAAAGACACUUGGUCCCCCCGCCAUCCCACUCCGUUUCUUUGUGAGAAUUAUGAGUCAUUCUUCACCUAAACAGGAAUAUAUCAACAUCCCAGCAGACAUUGUACAGUAAGUGAUGUUUUAUUAUGUUUGUUGGUUCUCACAAAGUCUGUAGUGAGUAACAAUCAGUGAUGAAGAAGAAAAAAAAAAGCAAACGUGAUUCGUUUUUUAAAUUAAUGCGUAUGCUUAAAAUGAUCAAAAUAGGUAAAUAUUAAAUGUUGUUAUAGAUGUGUCUGUUGCGUGUUUGGAUGUUUUUUUUAAGGGCUUUGUAGGCGAAUUUGCUUGGCCCCCAUUGGCUCCAUUGUAAGCAAACUUUUGAUCGCAUUUAUUUAAUAUUUAGAAAGCAAAACAAAAAAAAACAUUGUUAUGAAGGUUUCAUGAUUGCGAACGAUAGGCAAAAUUCCCCAAAAAGUGCAGUUACCCUUUAAGAAUAUUUCUAUUUUUCCACACAA
Messenger RNA from Nerophis lumbriciformis (worm pipefish), 3022 nucleotides. RefSeq names its product endoplasmic reticulum lectin 1 (gene erlec1). Gene Ontology annotation, biological process: retrograde protein transport, ER to cytosol; ERAD pathway; endoplasmic reticulum unfolded protein response. NCBI's taxonomy places the organism in Eukaryota, Metazoa, Chordata, Actinopteri, Syngnathiformes, Syngnathidae. The record is from RefSeq and is a predicted model, not a curated record. Gene Ontology annotation, cellular component: endoplasmic reticulum lumen.